AUGUCAACUUUUAUGAAACAGAAGCCUGCAGGCCGCUUUGUUCAUCCAAAUCCACGCAGCUACAAAGGACGUCUUGGCUAUGCAUGUCUCAAUACCAUCCUCAGACAUCAAAAGCCACCUGUAUUUUGCUCAAGGACUUGCCGCAUUGAAACAAUCCGGCAAAAAGGAAUCGAUUUUGUAAAGGAGCUUGCAUUACAAAAUGUGCGAGAUCUAUCAACGCUUAUUGAAUGGAAUGAAGCUCACGGGAUAAAAUUCAUGAGAAUGUCAAGCGAUAUCUUUCCUUUUGCUGGUCACAAAGACUAUGGUUAUUCUUUGGAUUUUGCAAAGAGUGAGCUUGAAUGCAUCGGGGAACUAGCAGCAAAGUACAAACAUCGCUUGACAUUGCAUCCUGGGCAAUUUAACCAGCUUGGUUCUCCCAAUCCCGAUGUAGUAGAGAAUACGAUUCGUGAUUUAAGCUAUCAUGCCGAGAUGCUCGAUUUAAUGAAGCUCCCCCCUGAUUCGAUCAUGAUCAUACACAUGGGUGGCGUUUACGGUGAUAAAGCAUCGGCCAUAGCUCGAUUUGAAGAGAACUACAAGAAUCUAACCGAUGCUAUCAAGAAGCGAUUGGUGCUGGAAAAUGAUGAACUUGGGUAUUCUGUCACGGAUCUACUUCCAGUGUGCCAACGACUUGGUAUUCCUUUGGUGCUUGAUUGGCAUCAUCACGACAUCAAUCCUGGUGAAGCAUCUGAAACGUUAUUGGAUCUUUUGCCUGCCAUCAAUGAAACAUGGCAUCGCAAAGGCAUUAAACCAAAGCAACACUAUUCAGAAUCUCGGCCUGGUGCAGUAUCUGCAGUCGAACGGCGAGCUCACAGUGAUAGGGUUAUGAAUCUACCUCCUUCAAGCGAUGACGUGGAUUUGAUGAUUGAAGCAAAGGAAAAAGAGCAAGCAGUAUUUCAAUUGUACAAGUUGUUUGAUCUAUACCCUGUGGAUGAUGAUGUGUGGAUUGCCAACAAGAAGAUAAUCCCAAAGUCAGUCAAAGCGAACAAGCGAAAGAAAGCUGUUGCGGUUAAAGUACAAGAUGACGCUAUUGUGGAGGAGAAUACCAUUGUGGAAGAAGAAGAAGAAAUGAUUAUUGGAAUGAGGACUCGCAGCCGGUCCCGAAAGAAGACAAAGAAAACAUAG
Lichtheimia ornata is the source of this 1161-nucleotide messenger RNA. Its product is annotated as UV damage endonuclease UvdE. Gene Ontology annotation, molecular function: endonuclease activity. NCBI's taxonomy places the organism in Eukaryota, Fungi, Mucoromycota, Mucoromycetes, Mucorales, Lichtheimiaceae. The transcript has 16 exons. Bases 1 to 1161 code for a protein of 386 amino acids. Gene Ontology annotation, biological process: nucleotide-excision repair; response to UV; mitochondrial DNA repair. The record is from RefSeq and is a predicted model, not a curated record. Gene Ontology annotation, cellular component: mitochondrion; nucleus.